UACUGUGAGUAUGGGAUGGUACAUGUCCUUUCAGAGAAGGGGAGCAGCAAAGGAAAAGACUACUGUAUCCUCUUCAACUCUCAGUGGGCCCAUUUGCCACAUGAUCUGGGUAAAGCUUCACUCUUGCAACUGCAGGAUCAGACAGCAUCUGUUUUGUGUUCUCCUUCUGAUGUACCUGAUGGGGGAUUUAAUAAUCAAAUCCCUAUGGUGAUGCGAGGGAAUUGCACCUUCUAUGAGAAAGUGAGGCUUGCUCAGAUAAAUGGAGCUCGUGGGCUGCUCAUUGUUAGUAGAGAGAGACUGGUUCCUCCUGGGGGUAACAGGAGUCAAUAUGAAGAAAUUGAUAUUCCUGUGGCUCUGCUCAGCUAUACUGAUAUGUUAGAUAUUGGCAAGAGUUUUGGCAGCUCAGUGAAAGGGGCGAUGUAUGCACCAAAUGAGCCUGUGCUAGACUAUAACAUGGUAAUUAUAUUUGUCAUGGCUGUGGGGACUGUUGCAAUUGGAGGAUACUGGGCAGGAAGCAGAGAUGUGAAAAAGCGGUACAUGAAGCACAAACGUGAUGAUGGGGCAGAGAAACAUGAUGAUGAAACAGUUGAUGUGACUCCAAUAAUGAUCUGUGUAUUUGUUGUGAUGUGCUGCUCAAUGCUGGUCCUCCUUUAUUUCUUCUAUGACCACUUAGUCUAUGUUAUCAUAGGAAUAUUCUGCCUGGCUGCUUCAAUUGGUCUUUACAGUUGUCUGUCUCCCUUUGUAAGAAGAUUCCCCUUGGGAAAGUGUAGAAUCCCAGACAACAACUUGCCUUAUUUUCACAAGCGUCCCCAGGUCCGGAUGUUGCUAUUGGCGGUAUUUUGUAUCUCUGUGAGCGUAGUCUGGGGAAUCUUCAGAAAUGAAGAUCAGUGGGCCUGGGUUCUGCAAGAUGCUUUAGGAAUCGCUUUCUGUCUUUACAUGUUGAAAACAAUUCGCCUGCCUACAUUUAAGGGUUGUACCUUGCUCCUCCUGGUUCUUUUUGUGUAUGAUGUAUUCUUUGUAUUUAUUACACCUUUUCUAACAAAGACUGGGGAGAGUAUAAUGGUGGAGGUGGCUGCAGGCCCAUCUGAUUCUGCCACUCAUGAAAAGCUCCCAAUGGUCCUGAAGGUUCCGCGACUGAACUCCUCACCGUUGGCUCUGUGUGACAGGCCUUUUUCUCUCCUAGGAUUUGGAGACAUUUUAGUUCCAGGCUUACUGGUAGCCUAUUGCCAUAGAUUUGAUAUUCAGGUGCAGUCGUCCAGAGUUUAUUUUGUAGCCUGCACAAUAGCAUAUGGCAUAGGCCUUCUUGUGACCUUUGUUGCCUUGGCAUUGAUGCAGAUGGGCCAGCCCGCUCUCCUCUACUUGGUGCCCUGUACUCUUCUCACAAGCUUUGCUGUGGCUCUUUGGAGAAAGGAGCUUGCCAUGUUCUGGACGGGCAGCGGCUUUGCGGUGAAUACCAGUUUGAUAUGAGUGUCUUCAAGAAAUACUAAUAUUAUAAAAACCUAACUAGAAUUAAAAAAGACCUACCUCAGCCUCCCUUGGUGAUAGCUCCUGUCAACUGCCCUGAGCUUCCCAAAGAUACCAAUGUACCAGCCUCUCAACAAGACACAGAACAAAUGACCAGUCCUACCCUCCAUGUGAAGGAGCUGCAUGGCCCCACCUCAGCUGCAGAGGAGCUGGCUGAUACUGACACAAAGACGGACCGGUCAGAAAUUUCUAUUGCACAGAGUGAGGAACCAGCUGGUCAGAAUAAGGACAGCCUUGAAAGCAAAUGCCUAAAUGCAGAGCAAAACCAGCUGGAAUAAACGAUGUGAUA
Messenger RNA from Pygoscelis adeliae (Adelie penguin), 1813 nucleotides. It is a transcript of the gene SPPL2B, whose product is annotated as signal peptide peptidase like 2B. The coding region runs from base 16 to 1467 and encodes 483 amino acids. The transcript has 14 exons. Gene Ontology annotation, molecular function: aspartic endopeptidase activity, intramembrane cleaving. Gene Ontology annotation, biological process: membrane protein proteolysis. Lineage: Eukaryota; Metazoa; Chordata; Aves; Sphenisciformes; Spheniscidae. Gene Ontology annotation, cellular component: lysosomal membrane; lumenal side of endoplasmic reticulum membrane; Golgi-associated vesicle membrane. The record is from RefSeq and is a predicted model, not a curated record.